AUGCUCCCUGAGGAUUUGUGUUGUAUCGAUCGGACUUCUUACGCAAACGAGGAAGCAUCGCAGCGAAUGAUCAGCGAGAUUCAGACUAUGGUGAAGCCAGUCCCCGAGAACCUGAAACCACGACGGCCUCUCAAAGACCGCCGGAAUGAAGGCCAUGAUGAAUUAAAUUCAUGUGCUGAAACCCUCUGCUUCUUUAGUGGUCUCUUUGGUGCUCGAUAUAAUUUUUGCCUUUUUGUCGAUGAUAUCUGUCUCGAGUCAUUGAAUCAUAUGGGCUUGCCUGUUGUGAAGAUUCUUAGAAGAGACUUUGGCCAUUUGGAGCCAGAGAAGAGAUGGUACACUAUAUAUCCAGGAUUUGAGGAUGGUCGUACGGCAGAGCACUAUCAGGAUGUGGGAUGGAUGUACAUGGAUGUGCUGUCCUAUCCUGAGUUUUACGCUUACUUUUCAAAGGAACACACUUAUUGGUAUGAUCAAUACUCAAGACCACCCGAUAUGGUCUUUGGAUUUGAGACGCCGGGAUUCUGGAGCAAGUGA
Molecule: messenger RNA, 531 nt
Organism: Blastomyces gilchristii SLH14081
Lineage: Eukaryota; Fungi; Ascomycota; Eurotiomycetes; Onygenales; Ajellomycetaceae
Exons: 2
Coding region: 1-531 (176 amino acids)
Source: RefSeq, a predicted model, not a curated record